This is a messenger RNA of Chiloscyllium plagiosum (whitespotted bambooshark), 754 nucleotides long. The record is from RefSeq and is a predicted model, not a curated record. Lineage: Eukaryota; Metazoa; Chordata; Chondrichthyes; Orectolobiformes; Hemiscylliidae.
AGUGUAACAGACAGAGUUCAGUCCCUCCCAGUCAGUCGGACUGCAGACUGCUGCUGCAGGUUACACUCUCCCCGAAGUUUCACUAAGGAUGGAGGAAAUGGGCAUAACCGAGGAGCAGCCAACUUGUGCCUUCUGCCACUGCCCAUUCCCUGACUCUGACGCACUGCCCUGUGGCCAUUACCUUUGCUCCAACUGUAUCGAGGAUUCCCAGGCCAAGGGGAAAGCUGUGGGCAGACUGGACUGCCCGGUGUGUGCCAAUCCGUCGGUCUCGGAGCCCAGGCCGGACGUGGCAAGCCAGCCUGAGGAAGCAGCUGCCUCUGCCCUCACGGCCAAGCUCCCCUUACCUGGAGGGGAACUUCAGGUGGUGAGCGUAGGUGAGCCUGCGGCCAGACUUCCCAGCGAUCCGAUAGAGAGACAGUGCCGUGAACACAAGGAGCCUCUGGAGUUUUACUGUGAAGACGAUGGAGAGUGUGUGUGUGGGCCGUGUACAAUAACAGGCAAACACAAAACCCACUCCCUGCUCAGCUUGGAAAAGGCAGAAAGUCACAUAAAGGAAAAAUUGAGAAAAGAAGUUGAAAAUCUCCGGAUAAUUCAGCAGGAUUGCCAUUUCAAGCACCAAGAUGUAACAAUAACCGAAUCGGAAAUCAAGAUGAACUCCGAUGUCCGGAGAUACCUGAAAUCAAGCAGCAGAGACAGUUGGCUGUGUAGAUUCACUGCUGGGUCAGACAGCUGUGACCAGUUACUUCCCGCUUGA